GAGGCUUUUGCAAAGCAAAAAUGUCUGCCUAAGGGAAACUCGUAACUGAUAUAUAUAGAGGAUAUUUUUCCCAGGUAUUGGCGCUUUAACCCAUAUUUCGCUGUUUUGUGGCAUAUUUCAAGAAAGUGAGCCUUCACCAGAUCACCCUAGUCGGGAUUUUAACCGGGAAAAGAUUUCUAGAUCGUCAGGAUGAAUCCUCAGCAGCGGAUUGCCGCUCUCGGAACAGACAAGGAAUUAAGUGACUUGCUGGAUUUUAGUGCGAUGUUCUCUCCACCUGUAAGUGGAGGGAAAAACAGACCCACCACACUUGGAAGCAGCCAGUUUAGUGCAUCAGGUAUGGAUGAGCGGACCAACCAAGCAUCUUGGGCCCCAGGUGGCGAGUCCAGCCCUUCCUAUGAGUCCUCCCGGGGUUUUGCUGACAGCCCUCAUUAUGGCGAUCAUUUGAGUGACAGUCGAUUAGUGUCCCAUGAAGGAUUGUCCCCAACACCUUUUAUGAACUCGAACAUAAUGGGUAAAUCAGAGAGAGCUCCAUUUGUUGGAUAUGGGAGGGAUCCUGGAGCAUCUGGCUGCCAGUCCUCUAAUCGGACAGACAUCGGACUAGCGAGUCCUAGUUCAGUGACUACAUCAGGGAAAUCCACUGCUCCGUUCUACUCCUUCACAGGGCCCAAUCCCAGAAGACGUUCUCUACAAGACGCUCCAGCAAUUGAUCCUCUACAAACAAAAAAGGUUCGCAAGGUCCCUCCUGGCCUGCCUUCAUCUGUGUACGCACCAUCUCCAAACUCAGAAGACUUCAACAGAGAUUCGCCCUCCUACUCCUCUCCUAAGCCCUCCAGCAGUAUGUUUGCAAGCACUUUUUUUGACGGUACCCACAGUUCGUCUGAUCCGUGGAAUUCGUCCAAUGGGAUCACUCAGCCCGGCUAUGGAGGAAUGCUCGCAGGAUCUUCAUCUCACAUGCCACAGUCAGGAAACUACAGCAGCCUGCACUCACACGACCGUUUGAAUUACCCCGCACACUCAGUGUCUCCAGACAUCAAUGCCAGUCUUCCUCCCAUGUCCAGCUUCCACAGAAGCAACACCAGCACUUCACCAUUCGUUACUGCAGCACACACCCCAUCCGUCAACACAGCCGAUGGGGUUAUGGCUGCUGCAAAUCGGGGGAACGCCACUGGAAGCUCACAGACUGGAGAUGCACUGGGCAAGGCUUUAGCCUCGAUUUACUCACCUGACCAUACUAGCAGUAGUUUUCCAUCAAACCCGUCGACACCUGUAGGCUCUCCUUCACCCCUGACAGCCACAGCAGGUGCUGCCUCAGCAGGAACUGUGGUGACCGCUGCCGGCACCCCAUCUGGAAGGCCAGGUAACCAAUGGCCCCGUGCUGGUGGACAGACCCCCUCCUCACCGAAUUACGAGAACUCCCUCCACUCACUGAAAAACAGAGUUCAUCAGCAGUUACAUGAGCAUCUCCAGGAUGCCAUGUCUUUCUUAAAGGAUGUCUGCGAGUCUCGAAUGGAGGAUCGUCUGGACAGACUGGAUGAUGCAAUCCUUGUUCUGAGGAACCAUGCAGUGGGCUCCACCGCCAAUCUGCCCAGCGACAUACACAGUCUGCUGGGACAGGCGCAAAAUGGGCCAAUAGCAGCUAUUGGCGCAAACUUCCCCGCCUCUGCGUUGGUUCCAAGUCGGACAGCAGCGAUGCAGGGUGGUGCCCACGCUGACGAUGCUGCCAGUCUGAACAACAGCCACGGAGGCCUUCCCAGUGCUGGCUCCACAUCAAGCACAGAACUCAACCACCAAGUGGAAACAUUCAGAGCAGGUCUUACUGCAGCCCUGAGUGGACAGGUUCCCCCCACUCUGGAGCUAAAAGUGGAAAAACAGGACAAGGACGACAUGCACGAUAGUCUUUCCAACGACGAUAAAUCAGAUGAUGAAAGUGAUAGAAGAGAUAUGAAGACACCUCGACCAGGCACACGCACAAGUAUGACUGAAGAUGAGGAUCUGAAUCCAGAGCAGAAGGCUGAGCGCGAGCGUGAGAGAAGGAUGGCCAACAACGCCCGUGAGCGCCUAAGGGUGCGAGACAUCAACGAGGCCUUCAAGGAGCUCGGUCGCAUGUGCCAGCUGCACCUGAAAAGCGAGAAGCCCCAGACUAAGCUGCUCAUCCUCCAUCAGGCAGUGGCUGUCAUACUUAGCUUGGAGCAGCAAGUUAGAGAAAGGAAUUUGAACCCCAAAGCAGCCUGCCUUAAGAGAAGGGAGGAAGAAAAAGUGUCCGGAGGCUCCGGUGAAGCUCAACAAGCCCACGCAGGGGUCCAUCCAGGUCUGACUGACACAUCUAAUCCCAUGGGCCACCUCUGAGCAGCAGACAGAUCAAAAUGAUGCAGAUAAUUUCUGUCCGGUUUGAGUCGGUGACCUUGCUUCCCAGUGACAGACAGGACUCACAGUUUGUGACACCAAUUGGAGGAGACAGACCACUUGAAGCAAAACUACAAGACUAACACAAUCCAAUCCUAAGAUUGAAGAUGAGCCUAGAGUCCAGCUCCCUGUGAUCAGUUUCCAUCUGCAAAUUUUUCCCCACAGAAAAAUCUUAAGCACAUAUCACUGUCUGCAAGAAGUGUGUCGCUUCUGAACAAUCAGAGACUUCGCAAUCUCCUCCAACUGUAUGUGGAAAUUGCCUUGUGCCUAAACUGAAUUGACGAAUGCAUUGUAACAGCAAUUGUUUUUGUUUGUUUCUUUUUUUUUCUAUUUAUUAUGUUAUUGAGCGAUAAAGUGUAUGUCUAAAGGGAAAGUUAAGUAAUUUCAAAGAGAAGUAUGCAGCUUUUCAGUUGACCUAUAGUUUGCCAGUGUCACCAUUAAAAAUGAGCACUCCACCCUGGCAAGUCUGGUAAGUCCACGAUGAGGGGAACAAAUAUUUGGGCACUAAGAAGGAAAGACUGAGAUUAAUUUAUUGGCCAGUUUAGAGUCAUAUUUAUACCAAACUGAAAAUUCACACUAGCGCCCCAUUUUAAGAAAAGAUAUAUUAUUUAUAUUUAUAUUUUAUUAAUUCUGCCACUGGCCGCAUCUGUAACCAAAACUACCUAUGUUUUUUUCUUUGUAGUUUAGACCAGUUUCUGUGCUACUGACUGAAAUCACACAAGUUUAUUUUUUACGUUCUGCAGCGACAUAAUAGACCCGACUGCAUUAGUUUGAAAUAUGCUGUCUACAAAGGUGAAUGGCAAACUCUAGUUUUACUGAAAGCUCAAAUUUAGUUGUUUUUUUCCUCAGUAGUGAGCAGAGAUAAUACAGAGAGCAAACUAUUUGCAAACCUUAGCAUUCCCUGCAUAUUUUAGUGUCUUAACUGAGGAAAAGGGGACUUCACUGCCCUUCAGUUCCUUUGCCAUAUAGUGUUUAAUGUAAGCAGUGACAUAUUUUUGCAGAUUCUUGUCUAUGUUUAGCCUGACAAUUACAUGCUCCUGAUAUCAGCGCAGAAGUGGCUUGUUUUUGUCAUUUUCCGCCACCAGCUAAUCAGAGAUUGCUUAAUGAAGAAGUAGUAUAAACGACGACCACACUUUCUCCUGGCCUGAUGAACAUAUCACAUAUAUUUCUGUUACUCUCUCAAAAUAUUAAAUUUCAAAAGCAGUUAUUCUGAGUAAAAUUUAGUUAUGCUUAUUUGUGUCGUAACAAGUCAUUUUUUUCUCUUGGCUUCCAGCAGAUAAAUGUCCAUUUUGAAUUAGCACAGAGAGCAUCUAAGUUAUUUUUCAACGAUCCAAGCAGUGAUUUACUCAGUACAGAUAUUUCAUGGAUUUUGUUGGAUAUCAAAAAUAGUUGGAUUGGUUGAAGUGUAGCACAGUAAUGAACAAAAGCAGUUAACAGAUUUCUCGUUUAUGUUUAAAGACAUGAUCAUGGCUUUAUUUUGUUUUCCAUAUCAGUGUGCAUGCUUUACAUUUUCUCCUUUAUUAAGUCUUUGGUCUUAAGACUUGCUUUAUAUUCCAUUUAUUUCUUUGUAUAUUGUCUUCUAUCAUAAUCUACACCUUAAACAAGGCUGCCACAUUCAGAAUGAGUAUUCUGUACAAAAAGGGAAUCCAGUUAGAAUUAUGGAUGCCACACCAAGAGUUUACAUUAAAAAAAAUACAAUUUGAUAUCUUUUAGUGAAGAAAUCCAAACAGUUUUUGUGUAUUCUCUGACUGAAUGUGGCCUUGUUCUUCAUUUCAGUAUUCAUAAACUUGUAUUCAUGUGGCAGACUUUGAUUGAGGCUAUAACGUAUGUCACUUCCUGCUCUCUUCCCUUCUUUUUUGUUAUUUCCUCUUCCUCCUAUAUUUCUUUGCUCCUCUGUUUGCCAAGUUAGACUUUGCUGUAUUCCCAGAUGCUUUCCCUUGUAUAGUAUAUGAAAAAAAAGAAAAUCAAAAGGAAAAAAAAAACAUUUGGCUUAUUUUUCACUGUAGUUAGUCUUUUAUACAAUAAUACUGUAAGAAUAUUUCUUGAAGUCUAAAUAUUACUCUUUCUAGAUUUUUGAAAGCAAAAGUUUUGAGUAAAAAGUUUCUUACUUUAUUUUACUAUAUUAGAUAGUAAAAUGUACGGUUAUUUACCAUGACCUGUCCAUUAUUACCAGAAAUUUACAAAGGGUAUCUCAAGAACAUAGAUCAAUUGUUGCUCGUAGUCUAGUAUUUAAAAGGCUUUGUACGAGCUCCAGAUUCCUAAAAGUGCGACCUCCAUAAUUCUUCAGUCUCCGUUGUUGAUUGAUAACAGAUUUGUUCUUGUGUCAAAAGGUAUUGUCGAUGCACAUCAAAAAAAGCGGCAACGAGAAUUUGAAUUUUCUGUCUUUUUCAACAGAAAAAAAAACAAUGUAUAUAACAUUUAUGUUGCAAUAAAUGUGCCAUCUUUUUUUAAA
Molecule: messenger RNA, 4855 nt
Organism: Sphaeramia orbicularis (orbiculate cardinalfish)
Lineage: Eukaryota; Metazoa; Chordata; Actinopteri; Kurtiformes; Apogonidae
Gene: tcf12
Product: transcription factor 12
Exons: 21
Coding region: 190-2346 (718 amino acids)
Biological process (GO): regulation of transcription by RNA polymerase II
Cellular component (GO): chromatin; transcription regulator complex
Molecular function (GO): RNA polymerase II cis-regulatory region sequence-specific DNA binding; protein dimerization activity; DNA-binding transcription factor activity, RNA polymerase II-specific
Source: RefSeq, a predicted model, not a curated record